AUGGGAUACCCCCAGCAGAUUCUCGAGCUCGCAAAAGCCGGGUUUUACUUCGAUCCCAUGGUCGCUAGUCCCGACAACGUAACAUGCUUUUUGUGCGAGCAUUCCUUUGACGGUUGGACGCCUGGAGAUCAUGCAAUCCAAGAACAUUUGAAACAUUCGCCAUUUUGCGGCUGGGCCGUGACGGCAGCGGUCGAAGCCAAUCUGGGAGACUAUGGGAAGAUGCACCCUCUGGAACCGAUUCUUGUCGAUGCGCGGAAGGCUACCUUUGGGGGGAAGUGGCCAUACGAAUCUAAGAGGGGAUUCAAGUGCAAGUCAAAGCAACUUGCCGAAGCCGGUUGGAAGUUCGCACCAACAAUCGAGGAUGAAGACAUGACGAUCUGUCCAUAUUGCCUGCUAGGAGUUAGUGGUUGGGAACCUGGUGACAAAGCAAUUGACGAACACCAGAGACGACAACCUGAAUGUGCGUUCUUUCGCCUUCAGGAGGAGUUACCAGCACCGAAGAAGCCGGCGAGAAGAGCCAAAGUACCAAAGCCAUCCAACGUCGCCCACCGCCUCUCUAUCCAGCCUGUCGGAAUCCCCACCGCAGAAACCUCCGAUCAGAUCUCUGCCUCAGAUACCGCGGGUUGCCUUGAGGACAUCAUUAUGGCGCCAACCACGCGGGCAGCAAAGACCAAAAAGACAACUGCUAGGAGUCGAAAAGCCAAAGCCCAGAAGAAAGGAGAGGAGCCCAAGGAAACCUUGGAGGACAAGCCAGCAGACGAACAAUUGCCUGCUGAAGAGCCACCACAAGGACGGAAGCGGGGAAGCGAGUCGAUUUCCGAUUCCGUGGACUCCAAUCCAGAGGCGCCUCCACAGAAGAAGCGGGCAACAUGGACAGGAGGAACAGCGGUUACUGAUGCUUCCACUUCAGCUAUGGAAACAGAGGACACUGAUAUUCCCGAUGCACCAUCUCCCAAACAAACAGCUACCCGCAAGAGAGCGCCCACCAAAGAAACACAAGGCUUGCGGAGAAGCUCGCAAGUUUCCCUGCAGCAACCUAAUUCAACAACAGCCCCGCAAACAGAUUUAUCGAAUGAUGAGGCCGUCUAUCAUCACAUGGAGAUACACGACGUCGAUGUUGAUCCAGGGCGCAAAGUGCAGAAUGCAGAAUCGCAAGAGGAAGCGGAUGCUGAGGAUCCAAUCUCUUCAUCCGACAUCCCCCUCCCCAAGAAGGGUCGCAAACUAGCCAGCCAGAGGAUGUCUAAGCAAGCGAAAAGAAUGCAACAAUCUCUUCCUUUAUCCGAUCCUGCCGACGAACUGACGGAGGGGUCUACUGCUGUGCCCGAAGCCACGUCUGUUGUGCCCCAACCAGCACAUCCCGAGCUAGGAUCUGGGGAGGACCCGGACAUGACCUUGGUCUCGAAGAGUAGCGGGCGACCAAGUACGAUCAAACGGGGAAGGGGACGCCCAUCAAAAAAGUCAACAUCUUCCCAUGCGUCCAGCGAAAUGGCGGAGCAGCAGCGAGCUUCAUCUGGCAUCCCGCUUCCAGAGACACAAGCCGAGAUCGAGACUCAGGCCGAGCCUCCCACAGAGCGCCGCUUGUCAACUCCAAUUGAGAAUGAGGCGGGCGUCGAAGUGGAGGCAGAAGAACCGGUUCCGGAACCUACACCCAUGGCCUCCCCUCCUAAGGCGGCCGUUACUCGUGCUGCGCCAACACCAGCCAGGAUGAACAAGUCUCUUCCUCCGCCGCCACCUGAGUCCCCAGAUCACCUGUCUCAACCGCCUACCACACCCCGGGCACUUACGGUCGCGCGUCAACCUGAAGAACAGCGACUCGUCUACCGCUCGCCAUCAAUGCAGUCCUCAAAUGCAGAGAACCGAACCCCAGCAAUCGAUCGUCAUGACCUAGCACCAAUAAUAACCACACCAGACGGGCCCCUUUCUCCUUCCAAACGCAAGAUUCUGAGCGCCCUCCAAAGCACUACACCUUGGACCGCGGUGGAUCUAGAUAACAUCCUCUCGCCCACCAAGGCUCAAUACGAAAAGGAAGACGGCAUUGACAGGCUCCUGCAUAAGGGCAGCGAGCUUACGAGCCCGGAGAAGCGGAUGACCGUGGAAGAGUGGAUUUACCAUAAUGCCAGUUUGGCUGAGCAAAGACUGAAGAGGGAAUGCGAGGAGAUGGUCUCGGUGUUUGAGAAGCAGGGUGCCAGAGCUAUGCAAGCUUUGGAGGGACUUGUCGUUGAGUAG
Sordaria macrospora k-hell is the source of this 2226-nucleotide messenger RNA. Lineage: Eukaryota; Fungi; Ascomycota; Sordariomycetes; Sordariales; Sordariaceae. The record is from RefSeq and is a predicted model, not a curated record.